This is a messenger RNA of Brachypodium distachyon (stiff brome), 1317 nucleotides long. RefSeq lists its product as uncharacterized. Bases 79 to 810 code for a protein of 243 amino acids. The record is from RefSeq and is a predicted model, not a curated record. The transcript has 4 exons. NCBI's taxonomy places the organism in Eukaryota, Viridiplantae, Streptophyta, Magnoliopsida, Poales, Poaceae.
GGUUAGCCGUGUGGGAUUGGGAAUCGCUGUCACCAGGUGGUCUGGCCAAACCCUCGUCGCGUCCGCGCGGCGGCGACCAUGGCCGCGGCCCUUCGGCUCCUGCGCCACCGGCUCGUAGCGCCGCCCUCUCCGAUGCUGCGUUCCCUCUUCCCUGCGUCCUACUCCAAGGCUGCGGCCGCCGCCGCCGACGACGACGACAUCCUCCCGGCCGUGUGCCGCGCCGCCCUGACCCCGCCGCCACCAUCUCUUUCCCGGCAAUACUGCAGGGAUGUUUUUCCAAGGAAAGCUCCCCCACCGAAGGAUGAACCAGGCUGCUGCACUCCUGUUCCAGAUGCCGUGAGUGAAGGUACAAAGUCGCUGCUGGAUCAACUGAAGGAUCUCAAGGAAAGUAAGAUGGCAUUGAGGGUCAGGAGAAAAAAUAUUAUGGAACACCGAGAAAGGAUAAGAAUAGGGUGUCAUGAGUGUAGGCUUUCUAGUGCUUUGUGUAAGGAACGGUUGGCACUCCAGAGGAAAUUUCUUGCCAAAAUACGUGAAGCCCGAGUUAGUUCUAGCAGAAUCAAGGCAUAUUGCUCCAAAUUGGAUAAAAUGGGGGAUGAAUAUGAUAAAGAUUGGGCCAUUGAGAUGUCUAAGGAGGAUUUGGUUGAUCAACAUAUUGAAAUGGUAGAGGAGGAGGAAAAGGACUAUCUCAAUGCUUUGAGGCGGUGUCAUGAAUUGGAAAGAUCCAUCAAAGAGAAGGUGAAGAAAGUUGGGAAAGUGUGUGGCGCUGUUGGUCUCGUGGGAGGGCUUCUGUUGAUGCUGGCAAAGAUGUAGAUUAGAGCAUCGUGGGCCUUUGCUUUGCUUCGUCUUCCUUCUGUGUAGAACUGGGCUGCUAGAUGACUAGGGGCUGAGCUGGUAUUUGUAGUAGUGGAGUAGCAUUUAACCGUUUCCUCGAUUACUCUCCAUGCCGAUGUACGGCGCAUCUUCGAACCUGCAGGAGAAGUGGCGCCGAACAUGUCCUUGCUAACAAAGAGAAAGGCAAGUGAUACCCUUCAUACUAUUGCAGUUAUCUCUGUAAUACUAAUAGAACUUGGUUCAUGCUAGGAUAUGCAACAUCCUGAAGAAGACUUGGGCUGAAAGAGCAAUGUGUUCCUCUUGUAAUAGGGUUAUGUACUUAUGUCUUCUGCUGAAUUCUGAUUACAAGUUCAGUAAUUAGACUGUUUAGUAUCCUUAUGCACAGUCCUACGGAAACUGAACUUUUGGAUAAGGCAGACCAUUUACCUUGUACAUUCGAAAUUUAAAGACUUUUUUGAGAGGAUGGAAGAUUAACGUUUUUCACUG